GCGCGAGGCCUUGAUAUAACCAGUUCGCCCUUGCCCUUUCCUUACUUAUUCCUCUUUUCUAUUACGUGUCAAACAAUCAAGAGGCUUGAUGAAUGAUUUUGAUUUCACUCAGUCGACUACAGCCCUGAUUUUCUUCAAGAAAACGAACGCAGACAGUGACAACUGAUCAAAGAUCGCUGGGUGAUAACUUCACACUAAUAUCAUAAGAGAUUCCUGUACUUAGAAAAUGGCAAGAUGUCUGUCUCCAUACUUUGCGAUUGCGUUCCUUUUCGGGGCAUUUGUGAACUAUUUCAUGGCCUUAGAUCUUGGAUUCUUUGCACCAGUAGAUGUUCUUGAAGAGAGACAUGUGAGAGAUGUGAACCCAGGCACUGACCGGAUGAAAGCGACAAUGAAUGUGACUUUGAUCAAACCCACCUUGAAAUCUAAAAAGUCUAGUUGGACGGGUCCAAGAUACGGCCAAACUGUGAAAGGAAUGAAACACGUAAUAAUAAUGAAUGAUAUACCCCGCACUGCCGGUCGAUUGCUGUAUAAAGCUGCCCUAGGUGCAUUUGAAUAUAACUGGACAACCGUGGCUGAUCAUCUCGUACAGAUUGAAAAACAAAAGAAAAAUAUCGAAGAAGUUGAGAAGUUGAAACCACCGACUCUAGUGCACGGGCACACGAGCUUUCACCCUUACACUGAUGUUUGGGAAAAUCCACCGAUCUACAUCAACUUCGUACGGGAGCCCGUGGCUCGUAUGGAAUCAAGUUUUUACUAUGAAAGAUUCGGCGAUUAUGCUCAAGAUCCAUCUAUUCACCAUAAUGACAACAUGACUCUCGAAAUGUGUGUAAAGAAAGGUUUGGUCUGGUGCGGUCCGUGGUGGAAUUGGCACAUACUUUUCUGUGGUUACGACUCAAAAUGCGAAACGGAUCACGAAUGGUCCCUCGAAAAGGCCAAGAAAAACAUUGACAAGUACUACACUUUCGUAGGAAUAACUGAAGAAUUAGAGACUUCUCUUCAAAUUAUUGAACUACUCGUGCCGGAUUUAUUGGGUGGACUGUUCAAAGCUUACAAAGACUUGAAUGACGAUGGCAUUAAUUGGAAUGAUUUAUUUCGGACGAGGAACAAGAAAAGGCUGUCUCAUCGACUGGAGAAUAAAGCACGUGAAAUCAUGAAAGACGAUGUCGAACUAUACGAUUAUGCCUACGAUAAGUUCAAUCAGCUCAAGGUUAGAUUUGGACUGGAAUAAACUCGACACCGUACUGGAUUGAUGAGGAGGAUACAUUCCCACAGCAUAUCGGCUAGCCUUUUGUGUAUCUUGACGAAAGCCAUAAACUAAUAUGCAAUUCUUGUUGACUUUGACAACUGUGCCCCUUAAAGCAUGAUUUUUUUUCUGUUUUUUAUUAAGUUAGCUAAAGUUAGGGUGCAGGAUAAAGAAUGAAAUAAUAGUAUCAUUUUUCUGCAAUUUCUAUCAAAGUGUUGUACUUUUUUAAUUAAAGGGUCUUUCUUUUUGCUCGCUCGCAGGUUUUUAGCUUGCCUUGUAUGCCAGAUCCGGGGUCUGACUCCCUCACUUUUGGGCGCAUUACGCUACUGCCUUUGCUUGAAUUCAAUUGUUCAUUUUUUUAAUAUAUGUCUCAAUGUUUUGUGUCAUUAUUUUUUAAAAUUAUCGAUUAUUAUGAGGUAUAGACAAACUUCCAAGAAUUUUGUUUUGAUUUUGAUUGUUUUUAUAUAACAAUGGAAGAAUAUUGUACGCAAACACGUCAGUAUCUAUAAAAAUGUCUUUUCGAUGUAACGCACUAAUGUUUUGAUCGAUGCUACUGUGGUUGACUACACAGGCAAUAAACUGUCAGUAAU
This is a messenger RNA of Lytechinus variegatus (green sea urchin), 1833 nucleotides long. RefSeq names its product heparan sulfate 2-O-sulfotransferase 1-like. The coding region runs from base 227 to 1228 and encodes 333 amino acids. The transcript has 8 exons. The record is from RefSeq and is a predicted model, not a curated record. Lineage: Eukaryota; Metazoa; Echinodermata; Echinoidea; Temnopleuroida; Toxopneustidae. Gene Ontology annotation, molecular function: sulfotransferase activity. Gene Ontology annotation, cellular component: membrane.